Messenger RNA from Rodentolepis nana, 660 nucleotides. NCBI's taxonomy places the organism in Eukaryota, Metazoa, Platyhelminthes, Cestoda, Cyclophyllidea, Hymenolepididae. The record is from the annotation of a GenBank genome assembly.
AUGUCCAUCAUUAUCAUUCUCUUCUUCCUGGCUAUUGCGCGCGCAGAGUACACUGUUGAUGCGUCGGAGGGUUGUGUCCCUGUUUACUCGUCGGUUCCUGGGCCAUUCUCGGAACUUCGCAUUGACAAAACUGACUACAAAUUCAAUGGUAAGGGCCUCUGUGUAAAUACUUGCAAUCCUAAUGAUGCCGUUGAAUGCUCAUCCAUUGAAUACGAUGACGGUACCUACUUGGCUACUGCGGUUGUCUGUAAUGCCGCGGCCCACGUCUGGACUGGUUUCAAUGUUGACGAAUACCUGGAGGACGAACGCCACGCCUACGUCACUGCUUACUUCACAAAAUGUCACCAAUACCUCAACAUUGAAGACAACUGCAUUCAACCUCAGUUCUCCAGUGCGGGUGAGAUCGAUGCUGCUGGCAUGUCAGAAGUUGAAAUUGUCUGCGCCCGCCACGACAUUUGCCCACAUGGACCAUUUACCACCAUCAUGAACGCCACCAAUACUCUCUGCUCUGACUAUGGCUAUCCAAAAUGCGACACUGAGAUUGACGGUGAUAUUCGUAAGUUGAAGACGAUUUUCAAAAGACCAGAAGGACAAAGGAGGUCCUUUGUCUACUGCUCUACUAUUGAUUCCUUCCUCUCAUACGUCAUCGACUGGGGUUAG